CCCAAAAUCAAAUUGGAAUGGGAGGAUUUUUUAAAUAGAAAAUAUGCCUCUAAUAGUGAUUACAGGGGUUCCAUGUAGCGGGAAAACUACAAGAUCAAUUCAAUUGAAGCAGUUCUUCGAGGCACAAGGUAAAGAGGUUUUUAUUGUAAGCGAAUAUCAACAAAUUGUAAAAGCAGAUUUCAAGAAGAAUGCCUUUUAUGCAGACUCUAAUAAAGAGAAACACAUUAGGGGAUUGUUGAAAUCUGAAGUGUUGAAAUUUAUUAAUUCUACAAAUGUCGUUAUUCUGGAUGCAUUGAAUUACAUCAAAGGAUAUCGAUAUGAGCUGUAUUGUGGCACUAAGGCGAACAAAUGUACUCAGUGCACCAUUCACGCGGAAAUUAACAGAGACGAAGCUUGGAAUUUUAAUACCAAUCGAGAACAGGAAGAAGAGAAAUACAGCAGAGACAUUUUUGACGCAUUGAUAAUGAGAUACGAAGACCCAGAUCCGAAAAAUCGCUGGGACAGUCCAUUAUUUACUGUUUUCCCAGAGAAUGAGCUUGAUAGUGAAGCUAUUUACUCGAGUUUGUUUAAAAAACCACCACCGAAGCCGAAUAUGUCCACACAAAAUCCUCCGCUAAGUUCAACAAAUUUUUUGUAUGACCUAGAUAAAAUUACUAAACAAAUUGUUGACGAUUUAAUAAAGAUAAAAAAUAGUGGAUGCAGCGGUGAAAUAACUCUCCCGGGGUAUGAAGGCGUAACCCUAAAUGUUACGGAAACGAAUGCACAACAACUUAUGCUUUUAAGAAGACAAUACCUUACAUACUCCAAAAUGCACCCUCCAGAAGAAAAAGAUGUUGCGGACUUAUUUGUGCAGUUUUUAAGUACAAGUUUAAAAUAAAAUUAUUUUUUCUUACAUAAGCAUUUUUUAAUAUGUAUAUAUAUUCUUUUUUUGAGACAGGUAUAGCUAUGUGAGGCACGCUUUUAUUGAAUCUAAUACGAGGCAAUCAGCAAUUUAACUUCAACAAGAUAGUAUGUAACAUGGAUGAGUAAAAAGAAGAAAAAUGGCACAAAUUAUUCUAAAUGAACUUUUUAGCAGUAGUUGUGCAGUAAUCCAUAGGACAA
Cylas formicarius (sweet potato weevil) is the source of this 1101-nucleotide messenger RNA. Its product is annotated as protein KTI12 homolog. The transcript has a single exon. NCBI's taxonomy places the organism in Eukaryota, Metazoa, Arthropoda, Insecta, Coleoptera, Brentidae. The coding region runs from base 44 to 877 and encodes 277 amino acids. The record is from RefSeq and is a predicted model, not a curated record.